CGUCGCUUAUAGGCGCAGGUGUGCUCGCAGCCAGGUGCGAGUCGCGUGGCCUUACACGCAGGUGCUAUGUGCGCAAAUUGUGGGUUUGUUUACUUGAUAUACAAAUAUAAUCAUGUGGGUUUGGUAUUAUCGCGUUGCAUAAUGACUGCAGUACAUUUUAUCUUAAUGUGUACUAUAAUGUCGAAUUAUUUAGAAUGGAGUAAAAGUAUAUGCGUGUGUACACUUCACACCAAAUUGCAAGGGUGACGAGAGGGAGAUUAUUGACGCGGUGUUUGAAUUGUUGUCUUUGGAGUAAACUUGAAAGACUAUGCACGUGACAUGGUCCCUUUAUAAAGACUUGGCGAAGUGUGGCCCAUGAACUCGCCAUACUUAGCCACUGGUGUGCUGGAAGGCAGAUGCGCGUUAACGAUGCUGGUAACCACACAGCUGACCGUCCUUCUCUUAACGAUCAUCGGCUUGACUGUAACGGAGAAAAUAUUCCACAGUCGGGACCAUUCCGACGUAGAGAUUGCCCCGUCCCAUCAAGCGGAGCUCAUAACGGACAGAGACACAGCAGAACAAUUUCUCCUUAAGUAUGGAUUCCUUAAGCCAGUGAACUCGGAGAAGGCUCAAAGCUCCAGCACCGACAUGCCCACUGAUGCUGCUAUCUCCUUGGAGGACACUGUGGCUUUCGUCCAGGAGGGACCAUCCUCAUCUCGCUCUGGAACUCCAGAAAACAGUUCAGAGAUAUCAGAUUUUUCUGAAGCUCUACGAGAGUUCCAGCGAUUGUCCGGUUUACCUGUUACAGGUCUCCUGGACGACGCCACCAGAACAUCUAUGAACAAGCCAAGAUGCGGCGUCCCAGACAAGGAAGAGAAACUGAUUGAGACCCUGGAAUCCAGCUUGAUUGCACAGCAACUGAAUGACACUUCUUUGCACAAUGCUACCACCCUCAAACAUUUCAACCAUACACUGACCAACUACAGCACGCACAAUGCAGAUGUAACAAACGGCACCAACGACAACGCCACGGCUCAGCCCAGACCAUCCACGCAGGAAAAGCGCCACCUAGCUGCGCCGGUACGUAAGAUUAGGCGGAAAAGAGCUGCCGGCAAGUGGGGCCAUAUGGCUUUCUCCAAGAGCGUUCUCACAUGGCGGCUCAUCGGAGAGGGAUACAGCACCCAGCUCUCCGUCGACGAGCAGCGCUACGUCUUCAGGUUGGCCUUCAGGAUGUGGAGUGAAGUGUCACCUUUGGAGUUUGAGGAGAACUUAUACUCACCCCUGGAGGAGAUCGACAUCAGACUCGGCUUCGGCACAGGACGGCACCUUGGCUGUGUGCAGCGGUUCGAUGGGGCAGGGAGAGAGUUUGCUCAUGCAUGGUUUCUGGGUGACAUCCAUUUCGACGAUGAUGAGCAUUUCACGGUCCCUAACACAGGUGAUGGGAUCAGCCUGCUUAAGGUAGCAGUGCAUGAGAUCGGCCAUGUGCUGGGACUGCCUCAUGUGUACCGCACAGGGUCCAUCAUGCAACCAAGCUACAGACCCCAGGAUUCCACCUUUGAACUCGACUGGCUGGACAGGAAGGCUGUUCAGUACCUCUAUGGGGGUUGUAAGGGUAGGUUCAGCACUGUGUUUGACUGGGUAAGAAAAGAGAGGACCCAAUACGGUGAAGUGGUGGUCCGUUUCAGCACCUACUUUAUGCGUGACGACUGGUACUGGCUGUAUGAGAACCGGAACAACAGAACCCGCUACGGCGAUCCAGUUUCUGUGCGGGUUGGGUGGCAUGGAAUCCCACCUGCUGGUGUGGAUGCCUAUGUUCACGUGUGGACCCGCAGGACAGAUGCAGCGUACUUCUUUAAAGGUGUAAAGUACUGGAGGUAUGACAAUGAGAAUGAUCAGGCCUUCUCUGAGGACCCCGAUGGCCAGCACUACCCUCGUCUCAUCUCGGAGGGCUUCCCUGGGGUCCCUGCCCCCAUCGACACAGCCUACUAUGACAGGAGAGACGCACACAUCUAUUUUUUCAGAGGCUCGAUGGUUUAUAGGUUUGAUGUCAGAGCUAACCAGCUAGCUGCAGGUUCACCCAGGAAGAUAACGGAGUUAUUUCCCCCCAUUGCCAGGGGUGACCACCCUGUCAGCAAUCUGGAUGCAGCCUACUUCUCCUACACGCACAAUGCACUCUUUCUGCUCAAGGGCACCUCCUACUGGCGAGUGGUGGGAAACAGAGAUCAUAGGUUGAAGGCUUCACUACCCCACAAUGGCCUGUUGCCUAGGAGAGAGGUGGACCAACAGUGGUUCGAUAUUUGUGAUGUUCACGUCAGCACUCUAAAGACCUUUCGCAGGUGAUGGCAGAGGCUGUUGCCUCAUCCAAGUCAUAAUGUGAACCUUAUUCACCCAUGCUACCCUACCCCUUAAGAAGAGGAGAGAACAACACUUAAAAGUGGCCAUGGCCAAGUGUAGGCUUUUUUGUAGCAGUGCCCUGACAGUAGAACGUAUUAAAGAUAACAGGUCAGUGCAAUGAAGUCCUUUUCAGACCCUGUAGAAAAAUGUUUUUCAAUUCUGAAAUUGGCACACUGUGCUAAAUCUCACAAUCUCAUCAACAACUAUGUGAGACAAUGCCGAAAAUGUCUUAUCCCCUGGUUAUCACCAGUAUAUGAACAGUAAUGGGGAGAUUUCAUGUACCAAAUUUAUUUCAACGAAAGAACAUUUGAUACUGAUCUGGCAAUUUAGUUUUGCAGAAGCAUGAAUCUCCACCACAGACAUGUAUAAAAAACAUACAAACAUAAAUUAAAAAGUCUUUCCUCCAUGUUACUGAGCCAUUAUAUUCCAGUCAGAGGAACAACCCUCCGUCUGAAAGCCCUGAAUGGAUUUUACUCUGAAUAUAGUUCAGUUUGUAAAGUCAAUUUUAGCCAGUCAUUAGGCAUAGCAAGGUCAUUUAGCAGUUGAGUGAGUGAGUGAGUGAGUUUAAACCCUGCAGAACACUGACAUAAUGGUGGGCAUUCAGGGAUGUGUCUACUUGUCUUAUAACAAUGACAAUACAAACUCAAACAUUCUAGAAUCAGAGUUCCACAAUAGGGUUUGAACAAUCCAUUUCCCCCACCUAUUUGAGUUUUUCUAGAAUAUUAAUAUGCUGAAGAGAUGUAUUUAUGUAUAGUCUGGUUUUAUGCAUAGUUUUAUUUAUUUACAUACUGUAUCUAAUUUUACAUGGGAAAAAAAAAUCAGUAUUUGUUUACCGUUUGUUUGAAUAUCUUUUGAUUAUAUUGUUGGAUUUGCAUUAGGAUGCCUCAACAAUAAAAUUGCACAUGCCAGGAUAAGUCCCACUGAGUUGAAUUAUAUUCAGUGCUGAAGGAGUAUCCUUUAUUUCCCAGGACUUUAGAUUUUUUAAAGAAUUUGCAUAAAUGUAUGUGUGUUCAAGGCUGGGUUGAAAAUUGCCUUAAAACUGUAGCAACAUUAUUUGAUGAUAAUUACAAUAAUCCCAGAUUUGCAUUAUUAAACUGAAUUUGCUGGCAGUAGAUCUCCAGAAGCAGCGGUGAACCUAAACUGCUUGUUUGUUAGAGUGAUCAUGCAUAAUACUGGGAUUUUUUUAUUGUAUGGUAUGAUGUGUAUAUAUUGUGCGAUGUGUAGAAGUAUGCAUAACUGCAUGAUGUUACUGAGUGGCAUGUGUGUGUUGCAGGAUAAGAGUGUGUUAUGGCAUGGCAAUAUGCUUCAUUAUAACCUGUAGUUUUGUGCAUAUGUGUUACAAUAAUGUGUGUGGUACCACAUGCUAACAUGUUCUGCGAUUGUGCUUGAUGAUAUACUCUAAAUGACUCUGCGUGUCAAUAAAGCCCUGCGGUAAGCCAA
Messenger RNA from Electrophorus electricus (electric eel), 3813 nucleotides. Its product is annotated as matrix metallopeptidase-21. Gene Ontology annotation, cellular component: extracellular matrix. NCBI's taxonomy places the organism in Eukaryota, Metazoa, Chordata, Actinopteri, Gymnotiformes, Gymnotidae. The record is from RefSeq and is a predicted model, not a curated record. Gene Ontology annotation, molecular function: metalloendopeptidase activity; zinc ion binding. Gene Ontology annotation, biological process: collagen catabolic process; proteolysis; extracellular matrix organization.